Fragaria vesca subsp. vesca is the source of this 1173-nucleotide messenger RNA. Its product is annotated as thiamin pyrophosphokinase 1-like. Gene Ontology annotation, biological process: thiamine diphosphate biosynthetic process; thiamine metabolic process. Lineage: Eukaryota; Viridiplantae; Streptophyta; Magnoliopsida; Rosales; Rosaceae. The record is from RefSeq and is a predicted model, not a curated record. Bases 102 to 878 code for a protein of 258 amino acids. Gene Ontology annotation, molecular function: thiamine diphosphokinase activity; thiamine binding; ATP binding. The transcript has 6 exons.
ACAAAAACCCACACUCGAUUGGGACUAAACCUUUGGCUCGAUCCGACCAACGAAUCAGCUGCAGUAGUGAGCCCCAAACGGCACGUCGUUUUAGAGUUCGCAUGGAGCUCAUGUCUCAUUCCUCGACAUUUCUCCUCCCGCCGCCGUCGUCCAAUCAAACGACGCCGUCGCUGACGUAUGCGCUCGUGGUGCUUAACCAGCGCCUCCCGAGGUUCUCUCCAUUGCUGUGGAGCCACGCACAGCUGCGAUUGUGUGCCGACGGCGGUGCGAAUCGGCUUUAUGACGACAUGCCUCUGCUCUUGCCUCAUGAAGACGCAUCGGUUGUUCGCCAAAGGUACAAGCCUGACGUUAUUAAAGGUGACUUGGAUUCAAUCAGAAAGGAAGUCUUGGAGUUUUAUGCUGAUAUGGGAACCAAGGUAGUUGAUGAGUCUCAUGAUCAGGACACAACCGAUCUUCACAAGUGUGUGGCGUACGUAUGUGACUGGGCACAGAACCUGGACAAGUCUAAUCUGUGCAUUCUGGUUGCUGGAGCACUCGGUGGAAGGUUUGAUCAUGAGAUAGGAAACAUCAACGUGCUGUGUCGUUUCUCGUCCGUUCGAAUGAUCCUUCUUUCUGACGAUUGCCUCAUCCACCUUCUUCCACGCACACACUGUCAUGAGAUACAUAUUCAAUCUUCAGCUGAAGGUCCUCAUUGUGGACUUGUCCCCAUCGGGACUCCUUCUGGAAGUACAACAACUACCGGGCUUCAAUGGGAUCUAAAUGAAACCGAGAUGAGGUUUGGUGGUUUGAUAAGUACUUCAAACAUUGUCAAAGAAGACAAAAUAACAGUGCAAUCUGAUUCAGAUCUUCUCUGGACUAUAACCAUAAAAAAGCUGUAGUGCAGUGCAUUUAGAGAUGAGUCGCAAAAGCCACAGAUACCACAAUCCGCUCCUGCAUUGUCAUGGUUCCUCGAGUUAGCAGUGUUCAUAGUUAGAUUUCAACUUUCGAUCUCCAUCUCUUCUUCCCCGUUGCCCCAUUACCCCAUUACAGUAUCUGUUCGGUUAGAUUGUAUUGUAUUCGUAUUCUUUUAGCGUCUCUAUCCUGUUCAUAAUAAUGUUGAAAUGUUAUCUGUUCAGAUUGUACUCACCAUGUUUAUGGUUAAAAGUCGAUACUUGCAUUGGUUUGCUUUACGAA